GAGUCCGAAUAAAAAUCUCGGUAACUUUACCGCUGCAAUCUGAGCUCGCAAUCGGCUGAUCUCCACUCGCAACUCCUCUCUCUCUCUCUCUCUCGCACGAUGAGGCAUCACGUGUCACCGCCGACGCCCCCACCGCUACCGUCACCGUCACCGUCAUCAUCAUCCUCCUCUCUGCGAAGAAAGAAUCGUAUAACCUUCGCUCGCUACGCGCUCAUCGGCGGAGCGAUCACCAGCAUCCUCCUCCUCUUCUGGAUCUCCUCCACCGCUGUCGUCCACGAUCACGCCGGAGAUCUGUCACUCCUACACUCUCGGGAGCGAUACUCUCAUCAGAUCCUUCCAGAACAAGAAGAACGAGAGGAUGAGGUGGAGGAGGAGAGAGGGAGGGAUGAUGGAGGAGAGAGUGGGAGGAAGGGAUCGUGCGCUACGGUGGAGGAGAUGGGGGAGGGUUUUGGCGGUGGAUUCGAGAAGGAGAGCCUUAGGGUUAGGGAGCUCAUCAGACGCCACUUCGAGAUUAAUGGAGGUGCAAGAGUACGAGAGUUACCUCCACACCAGUUUUGUCGACAAGGUUUUGUGAUAGCGAAAGCAUCAGAAGCAGGGUUUGGGAAUGAAAUGUACAAGAUUUUAACUGCAGCAGCAUUGAGUGUUAUACUAAACCGAUCCUUGAUCAUCGGACAGACCAGGGGCUCAUAUCCUUUUGGAGAUUACAUUUCAUACUCGAAUGUUGCAUUUACUCUCACGGAAGUCAAGCAUCUAUGGAGAAAGAAUGGGUGUACUGCAAAGUAUGGAAGAGAUCUGAUCACAAGAAUUGACAAUUUUGAAGAUCGUGCAAGAACAAAUGUUCUUUGUAGUGAUUGGAGAUAUUGGAAACAGCCCAUCAUCUGGUUUCAAGGUGCAACAGAUGCAGUUGCUAUUCAGUUCUUCUUGAAGAAUAUACAUCCUGGAAUGAAAAAUUCAGCUUCAGUUCUGCUUGGACAUCCAGAAUCUCUUCAAUCCAGCCCCAAUGUAUUUGGGGAACUGAUGCGGGUUAUUAUAUCUCCUUCACAAUCAAUUCAGGAAGCUGUUACUUGGGUUUUGAAGGGUGGAGAUCCUGAUAUCACAUUGCACAUGCGUAUGUUGACAAACAGGUCCAUACGAGCAAUGCAAGCAGCACUUCAAUGUGUUAAGAAAGCACUUAAUAGCUAUCAACAAGAAGCUACAAGACCAAGGAUUGCUUUGGUUUCCGAUACACCUUCAUUUAUCAAGGAGAUCUCACCGAACUUGGCUGAAUUUGCAGAGGUUGUUUCUUUUAAUUACAAGUCAUUUGCGGGCAAAAUUUCUGGGGGGAACAUGAAGAAAGAACAUCAGUCUGUAGGUUUUAGAGCAAAGGAUUGGGGACCUGCACCAAGAUGGGUUGCAUUUGUAGAUUUCUUUUUUGCAUCACAUGCUAAGCACGCUGUUAUUUCUGGAGCCAACCGUCGUGUUGGGACAACAUAUGCCCAGCUUAUUGCCGCACUUGCUGCAGCCAACAGACAUGGAGAGAAUCCUCUACCCUCCAAUUUCUCUUUCCUCAGUAGCUUUCAAAGCAACCUACUAGUCAAUGGCCUUGCUACUCAGAUUGGAUGGGGCCACGCCUGGAACCGGUUUGCAGGCCCGCUGAGCUGUCGUCACCAGCACCACCAGUGUGCCCUUACGCCACUCCUCCCUCCAGGAUGGUGGGAUGGAGAAUGGCAGAGCCCUAUUUCCCGCAAUAUUCAAAAGUUGCAGGGUUAUGGCGUUAAUUUGACUCUUGAUGGUAAAGUUGAUGAGAGCAGUCUUCAGUCUUAUUGUAGAUCAAGGAAGGAUCAUGUUAAAACUAUGGGUUUGAUUGGAUUAUAGAUAUAUGCUAAUUUCAGUCAUUUUCAAAGUGAAAGUUUGGAGCAUACUGUACAUGAGUGUAUCAUGUGUAUCAGGCCCUGUAUAUUAAUAGUGGAGCUUGCAAGAGAUAUGUCGAUUUUUUUGUAAAGUAGGUGAUAUUGGUUUGUAAUUGCUAGAAUAUUGCAUGUAACAUAGCUAUUUGGACCGUUAAAAUCUGAAGAAGUUUCAGCAGCAGAGGGGCAGGAUUUUGUAUAUGGAUAGUGUUGGAAGUGUUAUUUAUUCUGCUUUUA
Messenger RNA from Asparagus officinalis (garden asparagus), 2123 nucleotides. RefSeq lists its product as uncharacterized. The coding region runs from base 100 to 1854 and encodes 584 amino acids. Lineage: Eukaryota; Viridiplantae; Streptophyta; Magnoliopsida; Asparagales; Asparagaceae. The record is from RefSeq and is a predicted model, not a curated record. The transcript is spliced from 8 exons.